This is a messenger RNA of Toxorhynchites rutilus septentrionalis, 1720 nucleotides long. RefSeq lists its product as uncharacterized. The record is from RefSeq and is a predicted model, not a curated record. Bases 113 to 1720 code for a protein of 535 amino acids. NCBI's taxonomy places the organism in Eukaryota, Metazoa, Arthropoda, Insecta, Diptera, Culicidae. The transcript is spliced from 2 exons.
GUGUAGUGCUGCUUCCUGGGAAACCAUCCGCGAAAGGACAUCGCUGGAGUUACGGGAGCUGCCGAACAACUCACGGAACCACGCUCAUCGAUAACAUUAACAGACUCCGGGAAUGAGGUUACUGAUACUAAUAAUACUCAUCAAAACAAUAAGCACCACCAACUAUAAAGAAAUAACGAACAGCAAUGGAUUGGUUGCGUUCAAGAUCAAAACAGCAAGGAUUAGAAUCGGAUAUGACAGAAUGUUGCAUAGAAUCAACCUAAAUACAUUAAAUGACAAUAUAGAAAACAUAGAAAAAAUCAUGAAAUCGUUUGAAACUAUAGAACACCUAGAGCAAACACUACUAGAAAAAACCAAACUAGCAAAAGAUAAACUCAGGAGCCUCCUACCACAUAGAAUAAAAAGGGGACUUAUGAACGCAUUAGGAACAGCCAUUAAACUCAUCACGGGAAACCCUGAUAACGAUGACCUAAUAGUCAUGCAUCAAAGUUUGGGAAUAUUAAAAACACAAGGAGACAAAUUAGUGAACAAUCAGAUGAAACAAAUCCAGAUCAAUGAACUUUUUCAAAAUAAAUUGAAUAAUAUUACAGACUCUAUUAGUAAAAUUGAAUCAAAAAUUACUAAGGAAUACAACACAGUACAGGGAAUAAAAACAGAUUUAGAAUUCGUCAACCUUAUCUGGAAUAUGGACAAAAUUAUCAGCAUAAUAGAGGACAUCGAGGAGCAAGUAGAAUUUUCUAGAGUAGGCUUGAUAAACAAAAACAUACUCUCAUUGGAGGAAAAACAGUUAAUUUUAGACAGGCUUAAGACACAAACAAUAAAGCUAAAUUACUUAGACGAAAUUUUCCAAUAUACCUCAGCGAGUGUCGGUAUCAGCAACAAUCAAGCAGUCAUAUUAAUAAAGACCCCCAUUUUGGAUAAAAAGACGUACGAUUUGUUAGAAAUCCAUACUUUGAGAGUUAACAAUUCACGGAUCGAUACGAACAUCAACCUGGUAACGAAAUAUGGCAACACAGUUUAUUACCAACCAACAGAAUGCGAUAUUUGCGAUGGAAAUAACCUAAUUGAGGACGAUUGCAUCUAUAAAAUAUUAACUCACCAAACACCCAAAUGCCCGUUUGUAAAAUCAAAACAAACAACACAAAUCAAAGAAGUCAAGCAAGGAAUCAUCCUGAUCGACACAACAGAAAUCGUAGAAGUAAAAGACUCUUGCGGAGAUUCAAGGAUGGUUAGCGAUGCCACAAUAAUCGAAACCGAAAACUGUACCGUCAAAAUACGAAAUUUCACAUUUUUUGGACAACCUGACGUAACCUACCAGCAAGAAUACCUGAUCCCAAUAUACAGCAAGCCCCUCCAAAAUGGAAAUUUUACAGAUCUUGACGAUGAAAACGUCAUGCUACGAAUACAGAACUUGGAAGAACUCAAUGAAGUUCAACUUUACUUGAACACCACACAACACCGGGUAACAAUUGGAGGUACAACCCUCCUCAUAAUAACAUUUAUCUGUUUCUUUUCUGUAUAUUUCUACAAAAAAGGUAAUAAAAGAAAUGAAGUAACCAAAAAUCCGCCAGAACCUCUCGUGGCUACUCAGGUGGACGAAACUGAAAACAACGGAAGUAUUCCAUUAUCCCUACUUCCGGGGAAGAAGGCAGAGCAAAAAUGCAUCCCGAAACCAUGGAUCGAGCUGCCGAAACUUCAAUCGAGGACGCUUGAAACUUAG